GAAAAACUUGCGAUUCAUGGCAUGGAGGAGCCAGCGGGCAGCUGCAGCCCUCUGAUCUGCGUCAGGUUAGGCGGAUGAGCUGCAGAUCAUGGUCUGAACCGAGUUAACGUCGAGCCGAAGCAAACCCUCGCCUAGCUGCUCGAGUGUGUCAAACGGCACCGAGAGGGAAGAAACAUUCGGCUCCGACUGCUCCGUUUCAGAUGCCUGCAACUUUGAGCGAGAGGGACAACCCCUAAAACCCCGUUUUUACACGAGGGACAGAUCAUCUCCGUCAUCUUCCACUUUAUGAGAAGGACGCGUCUCGGUGAAAGGGGACCAGAGGACUGACGGGAAUCAUGGCAGCUACUUUAUCGGCGGAAGAAGAACAGGCCACCAGGCAGUUUCUGGAGGAAAUCAACAAGUGGACCAGUCAGCAUGGAGUGUCACCGCUGUCCAGGGAAUUGGCCGUCAAGUUCCUCAUGGCUCGCAAGUUUGACGUCCUCCGAGCCAUCGAGCUCUUCCACAGUUACAGGGAAACGCGUCUUAAAGAAGGAAUUGUCAGACUUCAGCCUCAGGAGGAACCUCUGCGCUCGGAGCUGCUCAGUGGAAAGUUCACCGUGUUGAGCGCACGAGACCCUUCGGGGGCCUCCAUUGCCUUGUACACAGCGAAGCUUCAUCACCCCAACAAGACAGGCAACCACGUUGUGCUUCAGGCCCUCUUCUACCUCCUGGAUCGGGCCGUGGAAAGCUUUGAGACCCAGAGAAAUGGCUUGGUGUUCAUCUAUGACAUGGCGGGCUCCAACUACACAAACUUUGAGCUGGACCUGAGCAAGAAGAUCCUCAACUUGCUCAAGGGGGCGUUCCCUGCCAGACUGAAGAAGGUGUUGAUUGUCGGGGCCCCAGUUUGGUUUCGAGUGCCCUACAAUCUGCUCAGCCUGCUUCUCAAGGAGAAACUCAGGGAGAGGGUUCAGAUGGUAAAAAUGGCCGAGCUGCGCCAACACCUACCCAGAGACUGUCUCCCCCAGCACCUUGGAGGCCUUCUCCCUCUUGAUGCAUACAGCUGGAACCAGCAGCUGCUGGCAGGUCAGAAUGGCAGAGUGGACCCCGUGGAUGAGUUGGUGGGCAUCCCCGUAGAAGAUACCUCCAUUCAUGUCCCCGGACCCGAGUCCAUGCGUCCACAGGAGCUGCUGACCCACCUCGGCAGGCUACAACGCUCAGGCAUCCAUCUGGAGUACGAGGAGCUUCGUAAAGAAACACCACCCGGGACCUUCCACUGUGCGCAAGCAGUCUACAAUCAGGACAAGAAUCGCUAUGGAGACGUGCUGUGCCUUGAUCAAACAAGGGUCCGUUUGAAAGCCAGAAGGAAUGAGAGAUCGGACUACAUCAAUGCAAGCUUCAUGGACGGCUACAAACAAAAGAACGCAUACAUUGGUACUCAAGGACCACUGGAAAGGACCUAUGGUGAUUUCUGGAGAAUGGUCUGGGAACAGAACGUCCUCGUUAUCGUCAUGACAACCAGGACAGAUGAGGGCAGUCGGAGGAAGUGUGGACAGUACUGGCCUCUGGAGGAAGGCGGACAGGAAGUCUACGGCCAUAUGGCAGUAGUGAACCAAAGGGUGGACCACCACACCCACUACAACCACACCACUCUUGAACUGCACAACACUGAGACUUGUGAACAGAGACAAGUGAGUCAUUUCCAGUACCUCAGCUGGCCCGACUACGGUGUUCCCACCUCAGCAGUGACUCUCAUUGACUUUCUGGGAGCUGUGAAGAGACAACAGAGAAAAAUGGUGAAGGCUUUGGGACUUCAGUGGACAGGCCACCCACUGGGACCGCCAAUGGUGGUUCACUGCAGUGCAGGGAUUGGGAGAACAGGAACCUUCUGUGCCCUGGACAUCUGCCUGUCCCAGCUACAGGACGUAGGCUCACUUAAUGUGUGUCAGACGGUGCGCCGCAUGAGAACACAGAGGGCCUUCAGCAUUCAAACCCCGGAUCAGUACUACUUCUGCUACAAUGCCAUUUUGGAGUACGCCCAAAGACAGGGCCUGCUCCCAGCCAAUCAGUGAGCUUCUUCCUUGACUUCCCAACCUGUCCAUAAGCCCUGUGAUUUCUGCAGUCAGUCUGUUGACCCCAAGCCAUGGUGUGUGACCAAUUAGUCCAAGAAAGUAACAGAACUCACAAAAUGCUGUCUUUUGAAACCAAGCCACUCUUUAUUUGCAGACCAAGGCAAGAUGGUGACAAAAAAAAAAGGCUUGAGUGUUGACAUGAUGUUUUAAUGUGAUAACAUUCUGGCUGCCAACAAUGUGGCAUUUUGUUUUUGCUGAACAUAUCCGAAAAUUAUGUGUGAGAGUGAACGACCUGCUCUAGUGUUGUGCGGUUUUGUCGUACGUGGUCAGGCACAUUGGGUGAAGUGAAGUAAUGUUGGUUAACCUUUUAUUUAUUUAUUUUGUCACUGAUGGUUUAGGGACCUCAAAGGAGUAAUUCACCCUGAAAUAAGAUUGUCUGAUGCUAUUAUAACAUUUUAACUAAUUAACAUGGCCACCAAAAAAAACCUCUUACAUUUCCCUUAACUGCUGCUGUGUUGUGUCUACAACAGCUUGGCUCAACUGCUUACUGUACAAGACUAAAAAAUGGAGCUGUGGUGGAAAACUUGCUCUAUUAAAUGGGCUUUGAUGGACACUGUGAUUAAUUCAGUUUCAGUUUUGGGUGAAAUAUUCCUUUAAAGACGUACCGUGCAUAGGAAGCCUGAUCUGUCAUGCAACAAUAAGAGAGUAGUAUUUGAGCCCCCGGGUCCAGUCAACGCUGCCUUCACUGCAGUGCAUUUUUAGCUCACGGCUAAUAGUCACAUAGAUGGUACGAGCUAGCUCUGCAUAGUCUCAAGAGUGUCGGACUGAACACAAGGAGGUGAAACUACAGUUGCCAAAAACCAACUUAGCCAAGAAGCUGUUGUAUUCCUUUGAGCAUGCACGAUACAUUCUCGUCUGCCUCAGUUAAUAUCCCUAAACAGUAGUAUACAGGGUGAAGCACAUCCAGAAUAAUCAGCCUGGCAACUCCCACAUGUUUUAUUUUAUUUUAUUUUAUUUUUACUGUGAUUGCUCAUUAAGUAGUUUUUUUUUUCCUUUUUUCAUUCUUGUUUUCUCAAAUGCUAAAAUCCAGGAAGUUGCAUAUCACCUAAACGUUGAGUCCAUGGCCGUGUUUGCUCACCGCGAGCUGUGCCAUUACACUUUAGUGAAUGUGGGAAUAUAUUGCUUAUAAACUCCCCACACACCUCGACACGCACACGUGUUUAGAGCAGACCACGCCGCAGUGCCGACGCCACUGAAGCGUGCAUCUGUGCAAGUGAUCAGUUAAGACCUCAUGAGUAGUGCAAUACCUUUCCCCCCACCCCCCCUUCUUUCUUUUUUCUUUUUUUUACACAAAUCAUGUCUUAGCACUUUUAAUGAACUAUUCCCAAUGUGCUCUGAGAUCAGUCAUUGUGGCGAUAGGAUGGGAGGACAAGUACAACUUAAUAGUAAUUCUGUAGCUCUACAUGUGAUGCUGGGAUGACUUGAUUGUUAAUAUAAAUUUAGCGACGCAUAAAUAUAAAACAUUUAGUGACAUUUACUGUAAACACCUGCAUAGAGCUUUAUUGAGACAAGUCAAGAGGGUUUUUAGGGAGAAAUCGGAGAUCGUCGUCAGAGUAGUCGAUUUAACAAGCACAAAUCUGUGCCUACACCCUAUAAAGUCCUCCUUUGACACUUGACAGAAAUGUAAGUAUAUUUUCAUUAUUAUUGUGUUAUUUUAAGUUCUACAGACUGUGGUUGUAAUCAGUGCUUUCAUCUGGUCCCAGUAUCUUGCCAUUAUUAUAGAGUACAUGUACAAAGACCGUCUUCGUGUGUCAUAUGUUGCAUUAUGUUGUCGCCGAGUGGAAAAAGAAAAUGUUUUCUUUACUACAGAAUUCAUAUUGAAUUUGCUCGUAGUGAAGCAUUUUUUUUUUUAAGUCUGCCAUCCUCAUGUAACUCUGAUUUUAGAAUUAUUUUUCCUUUCAAUGAUGGACACAAGAUGUGCUCUAUUUUAUUUUUCUAUUAUAUUCAACGACUGUUUUCAUACGAUUACCCAGAUUAUACAGUUAUCUACAUUAAUUUUAUAUUUGUUCUGUUAUAACCUAUUACUUUAUCAUUCAUAAGUCUAUUGAUUCAAGCUAUACUGUAUUAAAUACAAACUACGUCAA
Messenger RNA from Mugil cephalus (flathead mullet), 4192 nucleotides. RefSeq names its product protein tyrosine phosphatase non-receptor type 9a (gene ptpn9a). NCBI's taxonomy places the organism in Eukaryota, Metazoa, Chordata, Actinopteri, Mugiliformes, Mugilidae. The record is from RefSeq and is a predicted model, not a curated record. Gene Ontology annotation, biological process: protein dephosphorylation. Bases 336 to 2048 code for a protein of 570 amino acids. Gene Ontology annotation, molecular function: protein tyrosine phosphatase activity. The transcript is spliced from 14 exons.